This is a messenger RNA of Psammomys obesus (fat sand rat), 2502 nucleotides long. It is a transcript of the gene Tnk1, whose product is annotated as tyrosine kinase non receptor 1. Gene Ontology annotation, cellular component: signaling receptor complex. Gene Ontology annotation, biological process: cell surface receptor protein tyrosine kinase signaling pathway; multicellular organism development; protein phosphorylation. The record is from RefSeq and is a predicted model, not a curated record. Lineage: Eukaryota; Metazoa; Chordata; Mammalia; Rodentia; Muridae. Gene Ontology annotation, molecular function: ATP binding; transmembrane receptor protein tyrosine kinase activity; protein binding.
CCGGCGGGGCGCCUCCCGCCCGGCUCCCCGGCCGCCGCCUCCCGCCGCUCGCGCCCCGCCUGGUGCCGCGCGGGGUCGCCCUGGGCCGGAGCUCUGCCCUAGUCCACGCCGCCCGGGGUGGCCAGCGCGCCCACCCCGGCUGCGGGGCACAGCGGGAGCGGGGCCGGCGUGGACCCCGAGGCCUCGAGCCGUGUUUAACGGCUGGUGGCGGCCUGGAGGCCAGCCCGGGCCGAGUGACGCACCCUGCGCCUCGCCCGGAGCGAGCGCCCCCGCCCCCGGCGGCCCAGGCGGCCCCGAGAGCAGCGUCCGAGCGAGCUUGGCUCCGGCCUUAGCCCCUCGCCUAGCGGCCGGCCCAGACACCUGUUUAAUUUCUAAAGGCGCCGCCUUGGGCUGUGCAUUUAAAGGGGCCGCUGUCCUCCUGAGAGCUGCGUCUGCAGACAUGCUCCCUGAAGCCAGUUCCCUGUGGCUGCUUCGGCUGCUCCGGGAUAUGCAGCUGGCGCAGUUCUACCGGCCCAUCCUGGAGGAACUCAAUGUCACACGGCCCGAACACUUCGACUUUGUGAGGCCGGAGGACCUGGACAGCAUUGGCAUGGGCCGGCCUGCCCAGCGCAGACUUGCCGAAGCCCUGAAGCGGCACCGUUCGGGGAUCAAGGCCAAGAACUGGGUCUACAAGAUCCUCGGGGGUCUCGCUCCUGAACAGAAGGAGAGCCCCCCACGCCCAGACAGUUUCCCGUGCCUCCACGAGCCAGAGGGGGGACUCAAGUGUCUGAUUCCGGAGGGUGCUGUGUGCAGAGGGGAGCUGCUGGGCUCGGGCUGCUUCGGGGUCGUACAUCGAGGGUGGUGGACGCUGCCCAGUGGGCAAAGUAUCCCAGUGGCUGUCAAGUCUCUCCGAGUGGGCCCCGAGGGGCCGGUGGGCACGGAGCUGGGAGACUUCCUGAGGGAGGUGUCUGUCAUGAUGAAGCUGGAUCACCCACACGUGCUGCGGCUGCACGGCCUGGUGCUGGGCCAGCCCCUGCAGAUGGUGAUGGAGCUGGCGCCGCUGGGCUCCCUGCACGCACGCCUGACUGCCCCAGCGCCGACGCCCCCUUUGCCCGUGUCCCUGCUGUGCCUGUUCCUGCGCCAGUUGGCAGGAGCCAUGGCGUACUUGGGGUCCCGAGGGCUGGUGCACCGGGACCUCGCCACCCGAAACCUGCUGCUGGCCUCACCUCGCACCAUCAAAGUGGCGGACUUCGGGCUGGUGCGGCCGCUGGGCGGUGCCCGGGGACGCUACGUCAUGGGUGGGCCACGUCCCAUCCCCUAUGCCUGGUGUGCCCCAGAGAGUCUGCGCCAGGGAGCCUUCUCCUCAGCCUCUGACGUGUGGAUGUUUGGCGUGACGCUGUGGGAAAUGUUUUCUGGAGGCGAGGAACCCUGGGCGGGUGUUCCACCAUAUCUCAUCCUCCAUCGGCUGGAGAAGGACCGAGCCAGGCUGCCGAGGCCUCCUCUCUGUUCCAGGGCCCUCUACUCCCUCGCCUUGCGCUGCUGGGCCCCGCACCCCGCAGACCGGCCGAGCUUUUCCAGCCUGGAAGGGCUGCUUCAGGAGGCGAGGCUUUCUGAGGGACGUUGUGUGAGGGAGGUCACAGAGCCAGGGGCUCUGCGGAUGGAGCCCGGUGACCCCAUCACUAUCAUUGAUGGCAGCCCGGACGCCGCAACCUGGAGGGGCCAGAAUGGUCGCACCUUCAAAGCGGGCAGCUUUCCGGCUUCAGCAGUGGCACUGGCAGACUCGGGUUCACCGCUUACCCACCCCGCCCACAGAGGUUCCCCUGCCCGCGGAGAGAGGUGCCGAGGAAGCCCAGAUGGGGAGAAGUCAAAGUUUCAGGAGCUGCCCCCGGCACAGAGUCAGAGAAGGAAGGAGCCCCUGCAGAGGAUGAGGGGCAUUUCCAAGAGUUUGGAGUCAGUUCUGUCUCUGGGGCCCCGACCCACAGGAGGCGGUUCAAGCCCUCCCGAACUUCGGCAUACCAGAGCCUCCCAGGGGCCUCCUCGCCCACCAGACCUGCCUCCUCGCCCACUUUUCGUCUCCAGCUCUUCUCAGCCCACCCAGCCCCACAAAGUACCGCCUCCCUGGCCCAGAGGAGAACCCUCACACAACCACCGCACUGGAGUUCCCGGGGCCAGCAAAGCCACAGUCCCCUCCGGAGGCCCCUGGUCAGCAGACCCUGAGUGGCAGGGGAAGAUUAAGGAGGUAGAGCUGAGCGUACACGGGGUCACCUACCAGGAGUGCCAGGUGGCGCUCAGAGCCGCUGGGGGGGAUGUGGCCUCUGCCAUCCAGAGCCUCAAGGUAGAGCAGCUCUUCCACCUCAGCGACCUGUCCAGAGCGGACUGUCGGCGCAUCCUGCAGCGUCACCAGUGGGACCUGCCAGCAGCCAGCCGCUACGUCCUGGCCCGGCCCUGAGCUCUACAUCCUCAGGGAGAGAUGCCAGCGUGGUGCACCUGGUCCACGUAGGCCUGGCCUCAGCGACCACACAG